This is a messenger RNA of Actinia tenebrosa (Australian red waratah sea anemone), 615 nucleotides long. RefSeq lists its product as uncharacterized. The record is from RefSeq and is a predicted model, not a curated record. NCBI's taxonomy places the organism in Eukaryota, Metazoa, Cnidaria, Anthozoa, Actiniaria, Actiniidae.
GAUCACCUGUCAGUAUUACAGCAUCAAAAACACGGCCAAGAAAAUUCGUUGAUUUGGCUUUGGUUUUUUUUGAACUACUAAGCACAGAAAAAGAUGGUUACUCUCGUUGUUUGGCUAUUGGUAGCCAUGGCAACAUAUGCCUAUGGUCAGAAUAAGCCAAUAGCUUGUCCCGGUGUAAAACUGAUUCGACUUAACUGCUUUAAGUCUGCGAAUCCUAAAGCUUCCAUGCCAAACUUAAUCUUCACCAAAAAAGUAAACUAUCGACAAUGGAACGAUCACCUCAAGUCUGUGGUUUGUCAGUGUGUAGCAAAAAGAGGCAAAUCUAACGUAGUUGGAAUCAGGAAUGUGGGUGAAUGUAGAACUGGUAACCUGUACGCGAAGGAAGGCACAGCCCCAUUAAAAGAUUGCAACACUUGGAAUGCUACACCUUGUAAAUCAAAGGCUGACUGUGUUGGAAAUGGAAAUACCGUGUUUGUCUACAGGGUUGAACCUAUUACAACGCCCAAACCUGCUGUAACGACCAAACCGACCAAGCCGAACACUAAGGGAAAGAAAGUAGUCAGUAAGAAGCCCGCCAAAACAUCUCCGGAAAACUUAAUGUGUAAGUUUUAUUAA